CUACUGAGAACCUCAAUUUAGUCAACCUUGAGGACGCGUGUCAACUUCGCGUAAGAUGGCGAGGAAGAUUAAAGCCAUGAUCUAAGGCAUGGUGCAUGUCAUGGUCGCACCAAUCUUGUGGACGACCAUAACAAUCAAAUUUCUAGAAGUGGUACCAUCCGCCAUUAUGCUGUACGACUAUGUCCUUACUUUGGAGGAAGAGGUCGACUGUAUUUGGAGUAGGCGCAUGUCAGUCGCUUCAGCUAUAUAUCUCAUCACUCGGUACAUUGGGACCGCGCUCAUUUUAUUUUCGACGGCCAUUUAUAUUGUGGAUAAGAGCUCCCCCUCCUCGGGACAGGCAAUUCCAGCAUUUCUCCCCGUUCUCGAGAGCUGGUUUAGCUGCGUGUUGAUUUGGCUUGUGCAAAUAAUUCUCCAAAUGCGGUUGUAUGCCCUUUAUCAUGGCUCAAAGAAGAUUCUCCUCGCCGGACUCUUGGGGUUUGUUGCCGAAAUCAUUGUCACGAUCACCUGCAUGGUACAAAUCACCAAUUUUGAAGUCAGCAAAGUGAUCAACGUUACUAACCAUAUCAUGGCUUAUCCUACUGUAGCCACUAACAUCUACAUCAAUUAUGCUGCUGUCGCGGCUUAUGAAUGCUUGUUAUUUGCCCUCGCAGUCUAUGCAGCCAUUCGACGUUACAAGGAGGAACAUGCUCCCCUUCCGGUGAACUUGAACAAAAUGAAGGAUUUGAGGACGAUUCUUAUAGGUGGAAAUGUAAUUUACUUCCUUGGAACCCUACUCUAUUUCAUUGCCUAUGUGGUGGUGUCAUUGUUACUCCCUACUCAAUGGAUAGUCGCGGUGCCGAGGUUGGGGUCUGCCAUAACUGCAGUCUUCGGAUGUCAUCUUGUCCUGCAUAUCAGAAGUUCGAGGGCUUUUGCAGGGGAUGACUCGGAGGAACGUGAGAGCCACACUCUUGUAGUCUUACGAUCACCCCGCACCGGCACGAUGAUAGACCUACACGGCCUACCACCCUAAUCCGAUGUCUGUCCCGUUUUAUAAUGGUGUAAUUUUAUGUCUCGCCUCUCUGAAAGUCCUAGUGAUCGUUGCCAGCAUUCUCCUU
Messenger RNA from Pisolithus orientalis, 1094 nucleotides. RefSeq lists its product as uncharacterized. The record is from RefSeq and is a predicted model, not a curated record. NCBI's taxonomy places the organism in Eukaryota, Fungi, Basidiomycota, Agaricomycetes, Boletales, Pisolithaceae. Bases 89 to 1009 code for a protein of 306 amino acids. The transcript is spliced from 15 exons.